Musa acuminata AAA Group (dessert banana) is the source of this 1139-nucleotide messenger RNA. Its product is annotated as cyclin-D6-1. The transcript is spliced from 6 exons. The record is from RefSeq and is a predicted model, not a curated record. Gene Ontology annotation, biological process: mitotic cell cycle phase transition; regulation of cyclin-dependent protein serine/threonine kinase activity. Gene Ontology annotation, molecular function: cyclin-dependent protein serine/threonine kinase regulator activity. Lineage: Eukaryota; Viridiplantae; Streptophyta; Magnoliopsida; Zingiberales; Musaceae. Gene Ontology annotation, cellular component: nucleus; cyclin-dependent protein kinase holoenzyme complex; cytoplasm. Bases 150 to 1064 code for a protein of 304 amino acids.
AUCCCCCUCUGUCUCGUGAAUCUCUUAUAUUUAAAUCUCCAAUGGCUUCUUCUCGCCUCUGCUCACGCUAAAAAUUCCACCUUUAGCUUUCCUUUCUCCCCCUGCGACCGAUAGGACACACGGCAGAAAAUACUAGUCGAAGGGUAGGUAUGGAGUUCGAUCUCGAGAACCCGCUGACGAGCGGCGAAGACGAGCAGCAGCGCCGGGACUCCAUCUCGGACCUCUUCGCCGCCGAGUCCGACCACAUGAUCUCCACCGUUGGAACCAUCGAUCUCCAUGCCCGGCGAAACGCCGAGUCUCUCAUCCUCCAGGCGCAGUUCGACUACGGUCUGGAUCCCCUCGUCGCAUACCUCGCAAUAAACUACGUCGAUCGAUUCCUAUCGAAACGCAAGAUCCCGAGAGGGAAGUCGUGGAUCGUUCGUCUGCUCUCCAUCUCCUGCCUCUCCCUUGCCUCCAAGAUGAGGAAGACCAGCUUCGCCCUCGCGGAUAUUCAGGGAGAGGAAGGAUGCAUAUUCGACGCUCAAACGAUUCGGAGGAUGGAGCUUCUGGUGCUUGGAGCGUUGGAUUGGCGGAUGCGAUCCGUCACCCCUUUUUCCUUUCUCCGAUUCUUCAUCUCCUUCUUCUCUCCCGCCCAACCCCCUCUGCUCCGAGCACUCAGAGCCCGUGCCACUCAGAUCCUCCUCAAAGCCCAAAAAGAGAUAAAGAUGAUGGAGUUCCAACCUUCGGUGGUAGCCGCCUCCGCGCUGCUCUCUGCUGCCUACGAGCUCUUCCCAAUUCAGUAUCCGGCCUUCCGCGCCGCCGUCUCCUCCUGCGAGCUUGUAAAUAAUGACAAGUUGUUGGAUUGCAGCAGCGCCAUGGGAGAUGCGGAAGCAGCGGCGACGGACGGUUGCGAUGAUUUGGCAACGAUGGGGAUGGCGUCGAGCUCCUUGACGCCGGUGACCGUCCUCGGCCACCACUGCUCGAGCUUCGAGAGCGAGCCUGCCGCUGGGUCCUCGUCGGACGUCCGCGAGCUCAAGAAGCGCCGGAUCUCCGCCAUCCACGCCUCCUGCGACCACAACGGAUAAAAAAGCAAAUAACGAGAGAUUCGUUUAAUAUUUUAAUGAUGAGAAAGCAAAAAAGAAAAAAAAACUUUUUCUUUC